AAUAAGGGUAACAAGGGUAACAAGGGUAACAAGGGUAACAAGGGGCAACAAGGCAACAAGGGUAACAAGGGUAACAAGGGUAACAAGGGUAACAAGGGGUAACAAGGGUAACAAGGGUAACAAGGGUAACAAGGGGUAACAAGGGUAACAAGGGUAACAAGGGUAACAAGGGUAACAAGGGUAACAAGGGUAACAAAGGGUAACAAGGGGUAACAAGGGGUAACAAGGGGUAAAAAGGGUAACAAGGGGUAACAAGGGGUAACAAGGGUAACAAGGGUAACAAGGGGAACAAGGGUAACAAGGGUAACAAGGGUAACAAGGGUACAAAAGGGGUAACAAGGGGUAACAAGGGUAACAAGGGGUAACAAGGGUAACAAGGGUAACAAGGGUAACAAGGGUAAAAGGGGUAACAAGGGUAACAAGGGGUAACAAUGGGUAACAAGGGUAACAAGGGUAACAAGGGUAAAGGGCAACAAACAAGGGUAACAAGGGUAACAAGGGUAACAAGGGUAACAAGGGUAACAAGGGUAACAAAGGGUAACAAGGGGUAACAGGGUAACAAGGGUAACAAGGGGUAACAAGGGUAACAAGGGUAACAAAAAGGGUAACAAGGGUAACAGGGGUAACAAGGGUAACAAGGGUACAACAAGGGUAACAAGGGGUAACAAGGGUAACAAGGGUAACAAGGGGUAACAAGGGUAACAAGGGUAACAAGGGUAACAAGGGGUAACAAGGGGUAACAAGGGUAACAAGGGUAACAAGGGUAACAAGGGGUAACAAGGGUAACAAGGGUAACAAGGGGUAACAAGGGUAACAAGGGGUAAAAAGGGGUAACAAGGGGUAACAAGGGUAACAAAGGGGUAACAAGGGUAACAAGGGGUAACAAGGGUAACAAGGGUAACAAGGGGUAACAAGGGUAACAAAGGGUAACAAGGGGUAACAAGGGUAACAAGGGUAACAAGGGUAACAAGGGUAACAAGGGGUAAAAAGGGUAAACAAGGGUAACAAAGGGUAACAAGGGGUAACAAGGGUAACAAGGGGUAACAAGGGUAACAAAGGGUAACAAGGGGUAACAAGGGUAACAAGGGUAACAAGGGGUAACAAGGGGUAACAAGGGUAACAACGGGUAACAAGGGUAACAAAGGGUAACAAGGGUAACAAGGGCAACAAAGGGGUAAGGGUAAAGGGGUAACAAGGGUAACAAGGGUAACAAAGGGUAACAGGGGUAAAAGGGUAACAAGGGCAACAAGGGGUAAAAGGGGUAACAAAUGGUAACAUGGGUAACAAAGGAUAACAAGGGUAACACAAGGUAACAGAUGGUAACAAGGGUAACAAGGACUAACAAGGGGAAACAAGGGUAAAAAAGGGUAACAAGGGUAACAACAACAAGGGUAACAAAGGGUAACAAGGGUAAAAGGGUAACAAGGGUAACAAGGGGUAACAAGGGUAACAAAGGGUAACAAGGGUAACAAGGGGUAACAAGGGUAACAAGGGGUAACAAGGGGUAACAAGGGUAACAAGGGUAACAAGGGUAACAAGGGUAACAAGGGGUAACAAGGGUAACAAGGGUAACAAGGGGUAACAGGGGUAACAAGGGUAACAAGGGGUAAAAGGGGUAAAAAAGGGUAACAAGGGGUAACAAGGGUAACAAGGGUAACAAGGGGUAACCGGGGUAACAAGGGUAAAAAAGGGUAACAAGGGGUAACAAGGGUAACAAGGGGUAAACAAGGGUAACAAGGGGUAACAAGGGUAACAAGGGGUAACGAGGGGUAACAAGGGUAACAAGGGUAACAAGGGGUAAAAAGGGUAACAAGGGGUAACAAGGGGUAACAAGGGUAACAAGGGUAAGAAGGGGUAACAAGGGUAACAAGGGUAACAAAAAGUAACGAGGAGUAACAAGGGCAACAAGGGGUAACAAGGCGUAACAAGGGUAACAAGGGGUAACAAGGGUAACAAGGGUAACAAGGGUACAAGGGGUAACAAGGGUAAAAGGGGUAACAAGGGGUAACAAGGGUAACAAGGGUAACAAGGGGUAACAAGGGUAACAAGGGGUAAAAAGGGUAACAAGGGUAACAAGGGUAAAAAAGGGUAACAAGGGGUAACAAGGGUAACAAGGGUAACAAGGGUAACAAGGGUAACAAGGGUAACAAGGGUAAAGGGGUAAAAAGGGUAACAAGGGUAAAAAAGGGUAACAAGGGUAAACAAGGGGUAACAAGGGUAACAAGGGGUAACAAGGGUAACAAGGGGUAACAAGGGUAACAAGGGUAACAAGGGGUAACAAGGGUAACAAGGGUAACAAGGGGUAACAAGGGUAACAAGGGUAAAAAGGGUAACAAGGGGUAACAAGGGGUAACAAAGGGUAACAAGGGUAACAAGGGUAACAAGGGGUAACAAGGGUAACAAGGGUAACAAGGGUAACAAGGGUAACAAGGGUAACAAGGGGUAACAAGGGUAACAAGGGGUAACAAGGGGUAACAACGAGGGUAACAAGGGUAACAAGGGGUAACAAGGGGUAACAAGGGGUAACAAGGGUAACAAGGGUAACAAGGGUAACAAGGGUAACAAGGGUAACAAGGGGUAACAAGGGUAACAAGGGGUAACAGGGGUAACAAGGGUAACAAGGGUAACAAGGGUAACAAGGGUAAAAAAGGGAAACAAGGGGAAACAAGGGAAACAAGGGAAACAAGGGGA
Porites lobata is the source of this 2691-nucleotide messenger RNA. The record is from the annotation of a GenBank genome assembly. Lineage: Eukaryota; Metazoa; Cnidaria; Anthozoa; Scleractinia; Poritidae.